AUGCCUGAGGAAGUGGCAUACAAGCCACUCCGCCUGGGAUCCAAAGCCCCCAACUUCCAAGCCGACACCACCAUCGGUCGUAUCGACUUCUAUGAGUGGAUAGGCAACGACUGGGUCAUCCUCUUCUCCCACCCGGAAGACUACACCCCCGUUUGCACCACCGAACUGGCAGACCUGGCCAAACACCAGUCCGAUUUCGCCAAGCGCGGCGUCAAGCUGAUCGGCCUGUCAGCCAAUUCGAUCGAGUCGCACGAUGGUUGGAUCAACGACAUCACCGAGCUCGCCGGCUGUUCGUUGACGUUCCCUGUCAUUGGGGAUGAGGAUCGCAGGAUCGCCCAUACUUAUGAUAUGCUCGACCACCAAGACACCACCAACGUCGACGCCCGCGGCAUCGCCUACACGAUCCGCUCCGUUUUCAUCAUCGAUCCCAAUAAGGUCAUCCGCCUCAUCCAAGCCUAUCCGGCCUCCACAGGCCGGAGCACCACUGAGCUGCUCCGUGUCGUGGAUUCCCUGCUUGCCGCCGACAAGUACUGCGUCAACACUCCCGCCAACUGGGAGCCCGGUGAUGAUGUAGUCGUUCCCGCGGGUGUCGCCGACGAGGAGGCGCAGGUCAAGUUUCCAAAUAUGCAAACUGUGAAGCCGUAUUUGCGGUUCACACCGUUGGCUAAGGAGCAUAUUGUUCCGCAUUAG
This is a messenger RNA of Aspergillus udagawae, 690 nucleotides long. Its product is annotated as putative AhpC/TSA family thioredoxin peroxidase. The coding region runs from base 1 to 690 and encodes 229 amino acids. Gene Ontology annotation, biological process: cellular oxidant detoxification; cell redox homeostasis; cellular response to oxidative stress. NCBI's taxonomy places the organism in Eukaryota, Fungi, Ascomycota, Eurotiomycetes, Eurotiales, Aspergillaceae. Gene Ontology annotation, cellular component: cytosol; mitochondrion. Gene Ontology annotation, molecular function: peroxiredoxin activity. The record is from RefSeq and is a predicted model, not a curated record. The transcript has 3 exons.